GCGGAAGCGGAAGCGCGGAGGGGGUGGCCCGAGGCGGCGUUAGGGUUCCAUCGACAACGCCGUCACUGGCAUUAUCCUUUCCUUUGGUUUCGCACUCCCAUCACCCACCCACCGCUAACUCUCUCGAGCUAAAACCCUUGCUCUCCCCGCCCGCCCAUUUCCCUUUCCCCUUAGGCGACGCUGCUUCUCCGGCGGAUCGGAUUGGCGAUCCAUCAUCGCCGGCGGAUCGCACCCGCCUACAAGGCUUUGUUGCGGGAUCGGAUCGGAUUAGCGAUCGAUCUGUCGCGUAGGCCUGCUUGCUUUGCUUUAUUUCCCAUCCCAUGGAGGUGGAGAUGGAGGUGGAGAUGGGGACGGAUCCCAAUCCCAAUCCCAAUCCCAAUCCUAACACUUCCCCCUCGGCCGCCGACGACGCCGCCACCGCCUCAGGCGAGGCCAAGGCCUGCGCCGACUGCCACACCACCAAGACGCCGCUCUGGCGCGGAGGACCCGAGGGACCCAAGUCGCUCUGCAACGCCUGCGGCAUCCGCUACCGCAAGAGGAGGAGGCAGGCGCUCGGUCUCGACGCCGCGGCCGCCGACUCACAGCAAGAUCAGCAGCAGCCGAAGAAGAAGGCCACCGCCGAUCCGCAGCAGCAGGAUCAGCAUCACCUGAGAAAGAAGGCCGCCGAUCCACAGCAGCAGGAUCAGCAUCACCUGAGAAAGAAGGCAGCUGCCGCUGCCACCACCGAUCCACAGCAGCAGGAUAGAAAGAAGGCCGCUGCCGCCAGCAGCACCAACAAGAAAGACAAAGAUAAGGAGGACAACAAGAAGAAGAAGGAUCAGCAAGUCACCGUGGAGCUCCGCGUGGUGGGGUUCGGCAAGGAGGUGAUGCUCAAGCAGCGCCGCCGGAUGCGCCGCAAGAAGUGCAUGAGCGAGGAGGAGAGGGCCGCCGUCCUCCUUAUGGCGCUCUCAUCGGGCGUCAUCUACGCCUCAUGAGGAGGCAAUGAUGAUCCCUCCUCCUGAUUCCUUCAGUUGCAGAUGGAAAUAUAGAUCUGCCCCCUCUUCUGCUAGAGCGUAAAGCAGAGUAGUAGCCUUCCAUUCCAUUCCCCAUUUUUUCCCCCCCACUGCUUCCUAUCCCUAUCUUCCUCUUCCUCCUAGCUAGGUCAUCCAUCAGUAGUAGUUCUUCUAAUAGCUAGACUCUCGUCAAUCAAUCUCUCUCUUGACUCAUCAGUCAAUCUCUCUCUCUCUCUCUCAGGUUUUUCGGAGUUAGUAGUAGCAGUAGCCAUGCUGAACAAGACUCAUCCCCUGCUAAUAAUCCAUUCAAUCUUGUGAUGAUGCACUUGCUCAGCUGUAGUGUAGUAUAAUGUAAUGUAAUGUAAUGCAGUUAUGCGAUGCAAUGUUACCUGACUGGGAAUGCUGGUGUUCUAGCUCCUAGGAGCAUCACAUCAACUUGCUAAUUAAUCUCCAGUUGCUGCAACGUCGUCUCUUUGUUGCAACGGACAGACAAUGAGGCCUUAUUCAUUUGUGUAGUUACCGCUGCAUGGUUGUUUUGCUUCUGAUGUUGACCUUGCAUCGAUUUGGCAACUGCAGUAAUGCAGCAUCAUAUCAUAUACUCGCUGUGGGAUUCCACUGAA
Molecule: messenger RNA, 1612 nt
Organism: Sorghum bicolor (sorghum)
Lineage: Eukaryota; Viridiplantae; Streptophyta; Magnoliopsida; Poales; Poaceae
Product: GATA transcription factor 15
Exons: 2
Coding region: 321-974 (217 amino acids)
Biological process (GO): regulation of DNA-templated transcription
Molecular function (GO): zinc ion binding; sequence-specific DNA binding
Source: RefSeq, a predicted model, not a curated record